Molecule: messenger RNA, 382 nt
Organism: Cetraspora pellucida
Lineage: Eukaryota; Fungi; Glomeromycota; Glomeromycetes; Diversisporales; Gigasporaceae
Source: the annotation of a GenBank genome assembly
AUGUCUACUUCUAACAAUCCAACUUACAACUCUAAUAAUGAUAAAUGGUGUUCUCAUUGCCAUAAGUUCAAAUUAGUAACUGAAUUUAUAAUACAUAGCGGAAGUGAUAUUAAAACCUUUGACACAUGUAAUAACUACAAAUCAUCUGACACAAUUGAUGAUAGAAAUAUUUCAUCUAUUCUUCCAAAUGUUGAAAUGCCUACUGAUACAAGUAAUAGCGAAAGUAGUGAGGAUGAUCUGAUUUACGAUAUUAAUGAUCUUGAAGAGUUUAUUAGCAUCAAAUUUAGAGAAUGUGAAGAGCUGAGUACCAACGUUGAGUUUUUAGUAAUAGUAGAAAUUGAAAAAGAAAUGGUGGAUAAUGAAAGUUUAUCCUUAGAACCUG